This is a messenger RNA of Thermothielavioides terrestris NRRL 8126, 1803 nucleotides long. RefSeq lists its product as uncharacterized. Bases 1 to 1803 code for a protein of 600 amino acids. NCBI's taxonomy places the organism in Eukaryota, Fungi, Ascomycota, Sordariomycetes, Sordariales, Chaetomiaceae. Gene Ontology annotation, biological process: retrograde transport, endosome to Golgi; protein retention in Golgi apparatus. The transcript has 5 exons. The record is from RefSeq and is a predicted model, not a curated record. Gene Ontology annotation, cellular component: endosome. Gene Ontology annotation, molecular function: phosphatidylinositol binding.
AUGGAAGACCCCUGGGCCGAUUCGGCCAGCCCCUCGGAGCCGCUCGGCGCCUCCUCGCAACAAUCCGCCGAUGACAAGCCCACGACCACGACCACCACGACCACCACCAUCACGGCGCCGGGGCCUUCCCCAACCUCCACCACAACCCCAACAUCCGCCCGCGCCUCCCGCCUCACCCCGCGCCGCCUCGUCGCCCAGCCCACCCGCCUCCAGGCCGUCGAGGACGACCCGCUCGGGCCCCUCGGCGCCUCCGCCACCCCGUCCCCCCCAGCGACUGCCGACGCCUCAACAGCAGCCGGAGCGGGAGCGGGAGCGGGCCGCGCGCCGCCGGCCCCGCCGCUCAAAGAACAGCUCCCGCUGCGCACGACCAUGCCGCCGGCCGCCGCCGCCGGCGGUGGCGCGCACGCGGGCAACAAGUACCGCGCCGGACCGCCUGAUAUGCAUCGUAUCGACGACGACGAAGACGAAGACGACGGCGCGGCGGCGGGGACGGGGAGGCGCCCGCCGCCGGUGCAGGCCGCGCUGCCGAGCCCCGUGCGCAGCGCGACGCUGCCCAGCGUCAGCGUCGAGCAGGCCGCCCGGCCCGUGUUCCAUAUCUCCGUGGGCGAUCCGCAUAAGGUCGGGGAUCUGACUAGUAGUCAUAUUGUCUACUCGGUCAGGACCAAGACGACGUCCAAGGCGUACCGGCAGCCCGAGUUCGAGGUCAAGCGGCGGUAUCGCGAUUUCCUGUGGCUGUACAACACGCUGCAUGCCAACAACCCCGGCGUGGUGGUGCCGCCGCCGCCGGAGAAGCAGGCCGUGGGCAGGUUCGAGAGCAACUUUGUCGAGUCGAGGCGGGCCGCGCUGGAGAAGAUGCUUAACAAGAUCGCGGCGCACCCGACGCUGCAGCUGGACGCGGACCUGAAGCUGUUCUUGGAGAGCGAGGCGUUCAAUGUGGACGUCAAGCACAAGGAGAGGAAGGAGCCGAGCCUGGGCGAGAGCAAGAGCGUGCUGGGCUCGCUGGGGUUCAGCGUUGGCGGGGGGCACAAGUUUGUGGAGCAGGAUGAUUGGUUCCACGACCGGCGGGUGUAUCUCGACGCGCUGGAGAACCAGCUGAAGGCGCUGCUCAAAGCCAUGGACAGCAUGGUGGCGCAGCGCAAGGCCAUGGCCGAGGCGGCGAGCGACUUCUCCGCGUCGCUGCACGCGCUGUCGACGGUCGAGCUGUCGCCCACGCUGUCCGGACCGCUCGACGCGCUGUCGGAGCUGCAGCUGACGAUCCGCGACGUCUACGACCGGCAGGCGCAGCAGGACGUGCUCACCUUCGGCAUCAUCAUCGACGAGUACAUCCGGCUGAUCGGCAGCGUCAAGCAGGCGUUCGCGCAGCGCCAGAAGGCCUUCCACAGCUGGCACAGCGCCGAGUCGGAGCUGAUCAAGCGCAAGGCCGCCCAGGACAAGCUGCUGCGCCAGGGCAAGAGCCAGCAGGACCGCCUCAACCAGGUCAACGCCGAGGUGGCGGAUGCCGAGCGCAAGGUGCACCAGGCCCGCCUGCUGUUCGAGGACAUGGGCCGGCUCAUGCGGUCCGAGCUGGACCGGUUCGAGCGAGAGAAAGUGGAGGAUUUCAAGUCUGGCGUCGAGACGUUUCUGGAGAGCUCCGUGGAGGCGCAAAAGGAGUUAAUCGAGAAAUGGGAGACCUUCCUCAUGCAGCUGGACGCCGAAGACGACGAGACCGUCUUCUACCGGCCGCCCGUGGUGCAGACCAAGAAGCCGGCCGGCGACACGGCCGUGGACCGGGCUCGGGCCAACAUCGACGAGGACUCGGAUUAA